AUCUGGGUUAAUAAUUGGUGCACACGCAGUAUUGGGCUUUUGGGUCGAGGCUAGGGGCGUGCAUCAUGAAUGUGUGAAAUCGAUCGACUGGCCUUCGCCCGUUCGGUUUUGGCCACUAGUACUACGGGAUGGUGGUGGAGACAGACGCGGAUCCGACCAAGGAUGCAUGUAAAUGCACCCAACGGUUUGCUAAAAUCUGGAGCCCUGCAGGCUCGUGGUUGUUUAGCUGUACUGUACGUGUGAGUAUGAGUAUUGGAUACAGCGCGGACGCACGAAACGAUUGCACUAACGCUCACUUUUUUUUUUAGAAUCACUAACACUCACUUUGGUUAACCAUCGAAGAACUAGAGGGGAAACGAGAAAACAUGAAUAAUGCCAUCCAUCCACGGGUUACGGGGCCUGGGCCUGGCUGACUGGCUAAGCAGGCCGAAAUUUUGCAGGAGGUCCAGCCAGGCCGAGGUUUUCAGAAAGGUAAGGUGAAGCAAUACAGAGUACAGACGCUGUUCAUCUUGAAUUCUCUGAAACAGCACUGUCAGACGACGGUUUUGUGCUCCAUCUUACAAGAGCUAGCAUGAAUCCGCCGCGCGCCGUUUGUGUUGUGUUGUUCACCACGGAGGAUAUAUGGAUGAACACCGUGCGUGCGCUAUCUGAAAGGCUAAUAAGGGUGGAACAACAUUCAGAGCUUAGUAGAUCGUGCCCGCCGGUUCAGACCGGAGCUGAAUGAAUGAAUCUAGCGCCUGUACCUGGGGUCCGUGUGUGCCGCUGGCGUCAACGGCGGCCUCAAGGACUAAUUGAUUGAAUUUACCCGUUGAAUUUAAUCUUGAGCAAGUUAGUUAGCACAUCAUGCAUGCAAUGAUCCUUCGUCGAUCCUGGUCCUGGCUUGUCCUCGGCUCUGGACUAGACUAUAUAUCGUUGUAGUGCGUACUUCAUCUUUCCCGGUCUUGUACUUGUGUUAGAUUGAACGAACGAAUUUGCUUCUGGUUACAAAUAGCGGCGUUCCUGUUAAAUUUCCGCCUGUCACCGUCUUCUGCUCCCCAUACUGCUCCUGGAGCCUAUGGCGUCUCCUCAAGUCCUCAUCUGAUCACGCAUUCUUCUUCCUGGGUCUCGACUCCCCAGUGUUACGGCCCCGCCGGCGGCGGUCUCCAGCGCUCCGAUAUGAUGGCAGCCGCCGCAGCGCAGCCGGACCUGGGCGGCUUGGUGGACGCGCUCUGCGCGUCGGGCCGCUCCGCCGAGGCGCACCGCCGCGUCGCGCUCCUCCUCUCCUCCUCUUCCCGGCACCUGGACGGCCGCACCGCCAACGGCCUCCUCCGCCGCCUCCUCCGCGCCGGCACGCCGCUCCUCACACUCCGCCUCCUCCAGGCCGCCGCCGGCGCCGCGCCGUUCGCCGUCUCCCUCCCCAACCACAACCGCCUCCUCGCCCACCUCUCAUCCUCCUCCUCCGCCGCCGCGCCAUGGCCUCUCCUCCUCGCGCACCGCCACCUCCUCCGCAUGCGCGCGCCCCCGGACGCCGCCUCCUACGGCGCGCUGCUCGGCGGGUACGCGUCCCUCGCCGACGCCCGCGCCGUCCAUAACCUGCUCGACGAAAUGCCUCGCCGGGACCUGGCCCCCAGCUCCCUCGCGCGCAGCUUCCUUAUCAAAGCAUUCCUCCGCGGCCGCGACGUCGCUGGCGCCAUGGACCUCGCCGAAACCCAUCUCUGGCCCGCCACGGAGCGCACCCGCGGCGACGAGGAGGACCAGGGGACCAAGAACGCGGCGUUCGCGCACCUCCUGCAGAGCCUGUGCGCCGAGGGGUUCUUCCACGUUGUCUUCCACGUCGCGGACGAGAUGCCGCAGCGACGGUGCCGCGUGCCUGACGAGUUCGUCUACGCGCAGAUGGUCGACUCGCUGUGCCGGGCUGGGCAGCACCAUGGCGCGUCGAGGAUAGUGUACGUCAUGGGGAAGAGGGGUGUGUGCCCGAGCACCGUGUCCUACAACUGCAUUGUUCAUGGGCUGUGCACCAGUCAGAAGCCCGGGGGACGCCUGAGGGCGUACCAGCUGGUGAUGGAAGGUGUCCAUUUCGGGUAUCGGCCGAGAGAGGUGACGUACAAGGUACUCGUCGAGGAGCUCUGCCGGGAGAAAGAGGUCGCCAAGGCUAAGGAUGUCCUGGAGCUGAUGCUGCAGCCUCAUUGUGCUUAUGACAAGCCUGAUGAUGAGACAAGGACCAGGCUAUACAAUAUGUUCCUUGGGGCACUGCACGCUGUGGAGAACCCAAGCGAGCAGCUCGGUGUGCUCAUGUCUAUGCUGCAGGAGGAAUGCGCCCCAGACGUGAUCACCAUGAACACUGUCGUCCAUGGCUUCUGCAAAGUUGGGCGGGCCCAGGAGGCCAGAAGGAUAUUGGACGACAUGAUUAACGGCAAAUUCUGUCCUCCUGAUGUUGUCACCUUCACCACCCUCAUAUCUGGAUACCUGGAUGUAGGUGAGCAUGCAGAAGCCCUCAAUGUGCUGCACACUUUGAUGCCCAGGCGCAGGUGCUCCCCUAAUAUUGUCACCUACAAUUCUGUCCUGAAGGGACUGUUUUGCCUUGGGCUAGUUGACAGUGCGAUGCAGGUCAUUGACGAAAUGAAGUUGAAUAAUGUCGUUGCCGACUCCGUGACUCACACUGUGGUGAUCAAAGGGCUCUGCGAUGCAGGACAACUCGAGAAGGCAAAGGGUUUCUGGGACAAUGUAGUCUGGCCAUCAGGUAUACAUGAUGGUUAUGUCUACAGUGCAAUCUUUAGAGGCCUCUGCAAACUGGGGAAACUGGAACAGGCAUGCGAUUUCCUGUACGAGUUGGUAGACUCUGGAGUUUUUCCCGGUGUAGUGUGCUACAACAUACUCGUUGACACUGCCUGCAAGCAGGGAAUGAAGAAACUGGCUUAUCAGUUAGUGAAGGAGAUGAGAAGGAAUGGCCUUUCACCGGAUGCCGUAACUUGGAGGAUUCUUGACAAAUUGCAUCUGUAUGGCAAUGAAGAACACGGCAAGGAGCACCGGCCUCCCACCUGUAACAUGGACCAAAGUUCCGGAGAUGACAGAGUAGAGCCUCUCAUCUCGACCAAAAAUGAAAUACCUUCGUUGCUUUCAUUGUCGUCGUCAGAAUAUCUGGAUGAAGUACGCAAGAAUAACAAUGAUGGUAAGGUUGAACAAGUUGGAUACUUACCAGACACUACUGAGAGUUCAUCAGAUCUGACUGAGUCAGCCAAAGGGAAGGACUAUUUGAUGGACAAUGCAGCACUUGAAACAACAAUAGACAAGGUUUAUACAAUCAAGGACGAUGGCUUGACAAAGCAGGAUAAGCAACCUUCAAGAGAAUCGCUAUCUGCAGUGGCCAGGAAGGUUUUUGGCCUGCUCUAGAACGAGUGUUAUGGUUAGAAGGGGAACAUAUUAGAACAUUGUGCAAUCAAAGCUGAGUUACAACAACCAGCUGGAAAUUUAUAUGGCUGGAGCCUGCUCCGCAUGAUUGCUCUAGAACAAGUGUUACGGUUAGAAGGGGAAGAUAUUAGAACAUUGUGCAAUGAAAGCUUAGUUACUAAUACUAACUAAUACUAACAAUAACCAGCUGGAAAUUUAUAACGCUGGAGCUCGCCCGGCAUGAUUGAUUUUAGGAACUUUUGGAGAGUAAAGAACACCAUAUAUAGGGCCGUCAGCUUGCCUUCAGUUUGCAAAUGCUCGAUGCCAUCCGCUGCCAAGGCCUUGGCGCAGGCUCCUCAGAUUGGAGAAGAUCAAGAUGCAGUGGGCAUGUUCAGAGGGGCUUCAGGAAUUCAACCAUCCUUGUGAAAGUUCUAGGCACCUUUUAGAGUUUAAGUUAAGAGGUCCUUUACAUCAUCCAUUGUAAGAUCAACAGCACUGGCAACGAAACACUGAUAUCUAACUAAAUCUGUAGGCUGUACCUAAUUCCGAGAGGCGCAUUAUGAAUACAAAAACUUUGCACACAAUCUUGAAAUGCAGACAUGACAAAGCAAAUUUCACACAGGCACCAGCAUUACAAACAGCAACUGAAGAAAAAUAUCAAGAACAAUUCUCCAGAUUACUUUCUAGGUUCACAACAUAUGAAUUCAUUCAUAGUCGAGGCAACAAAAUAUAAGGAUUCUUAAAAUUAAACCAUCCAUGUUCACCAGAGCACAACACAAGAUAGGUGGAUAACUAGA
Messenger RNA from Brachypodium distachyon (stiff brome), 4163 nucleotides. RefSeq names its product pentatricopeptide repeat-containing protein At3g18020. The transcript is spliced from 3 exons. Bases 1156 to 3369 code for a protein of 737 amino acids. Lineage: Eukaryota; Viridiplantae; Streptophyta; Magnoliopsida; Poales; Poaceae. The record is from RefSeq and is a predicted model, not a curated record. Gene Ontology annotation, molecular function: protein binding.